Molecule: messenger RNA, 1350 nt
Organism: Scheffersomyces coipomensis
Lineage: Eukaryota; Fungi; Ascomycota; Pichiomycetes; Serinales; Debaryomycetaceae
Gene: RPL5
Product: 60S ribosomal protein uL18
Exons: 1
Coding region: 231-1127 (298 amino acids)
Biological process (GO): translation; ribosomal large subunit assembly
Cellular component (GO): ribosome; cytosolic large ribosomal subunit
Molecular function (GO): 5S rRNA binding; structural constituent of ribosome
Source: RefSeq, a predicted model, not a curated record
AAUUGGAGACUGCUAAUUACUAUGACAAUCACAGUAAAUUUGAGUCCUUCAAAAGGUCGUGUCAAUCAGGUCAAAACAGUUUCAAAAAAAGUCGUGUGAAAUCCGAAAAACUAAAAAAAUUUUUUUUUUUCAAUUUUGCAAAGAGGUAUAACGAUACUUCAAAAAAAUUUUCAGUAUAAAGAUUUUACUUCAUUUUUACUUUCUUGUUAAAUCAACUAAAUCGAUUCAAAAUGGUCUUUAAAAAACACGCUAAGAACUCAUCUUACCACUCCCGUUUCCAAACUCCUUUCCGUAGAAGACAAGAAGGUAAAACCGACUACUACCAAAGAAAGAGAUUAGUCACUCAACACAAGGCUAAAUACAACACUCCAAAAUAUAGAUUAGUUGUUAGAUUCACCAACAAGGAUAUCAUUGCUCAAAUUAUCUCCUCUACCAUCACCGGUGAUAUUGUCUUAACUGCUGCUUAUGCUCAUGAAUUACCUCAAUAUGGUAUUGAACAUGGUUUAACUAACUGGGCUGCCGGUUACGCUGUUGGUUUAUUAGUUGCCAGAAGAGCUUUACAAAAAUUAGGUUUAGAUGAAACUUAUCAAGGUGUUGAAGAAGUUGAAGGUGAAUUCGAAUUAACCGAAGCUGUUGAAGAUGGUCCAAGACCAUUCAAAGUCUUUUUAGAUAUUGGUUUACAAAGAACUACCACUGGUGCCAGAAUCUUUGGUGUCUUAAAAGGUGCUUCUGAUGGUGGUUUAUACGUUCCACAUUCUCCAAACAGAUUCCCAGGUUGGGAUAUCGAAUCUGAAGAAUUAGAUGCUGAAUUAUUAAGAAAAUAUAUCUUUGGUGGUCAUGUUGCUGAAUAUAUUGAAGAAUUAAUGGAUGAUGAUGAAGAAAAAUACAGAAGUUUAUUCAAAGGUUAUAUUGCUGAUGAAAUUGAAGCUGAAGAUAUUGAAGAAAUCUAUACUGAAGCUCAUGCUAAAAUUAGAGAAGAUCCAACCUUCAAACCAACUGAAAAGAAAUUCACCAAGGAACAAUAUGCUGCUGAAUCUAAGAAAUUUAGACAAGUUAAAUUAACCAGAGAAGAAAGACAAGCUAAGAUCUCUAAGAGAAUUAUUGAAUUCCAAGCUGCUUCUGAUUAAUUUAUUUAGUCUUGUAACUUGUAAUUAUCUUAAUUCUUUUGUUUAAUAGUAGUUUCUAGUAUAUCUUUUUUAUUUAACUAGGAUUCACCAAAUCUAAUAAAUCUUUUUGGAUAUAUCUAAAUCAUUAUCAUUUAAUUGUAGUUUUAUUGUAGUUUAACCAUGAUAUCUUGAACUGAUAUCUACAUCUACUCUAAAUUAACAGUAGUAGUUACAUUCUAACAAA